AUGAGCCCUAUAGAGAACGUUGUCCCAAACAUAGUUGAAGUUACCAAUGACAAGAAUGUAGGAUUGAGAAAAAAGCAGGAUCGUUCACGAGAUUUAUUUGGUGUACAACUCGAGGUGACAAGUCUACUCCUUGAGGCGGAAAGACGGAAAUUGUCUGUCCUUCAAAAGGAGCUGCAGCAAGCACUGGAAGAAGGUGGAUCUAUAAAAGCAAAAGAACAUCAAAAACAGGAAUUACUAGUUGCCAUAGCACGCAUUCAGGCGCAGCACGACCUCUUGGACAAAGAAUACAGGGAGCAUGCACUUGGAGCGCUGUUGUCGGCAAAUACGAGGGGAUCUGGAAAGAGCAACAGGAGUCAACCUGCCAUUGGAUUGAAGCACACACCAAAAUCCAGGGUAAGACCA
Messenger RNA from Phaedon cochleariae (mustard beetle), 402 nucleotides. Lineage: Eukaryota; Metazoa; Arthropoda; Insecta; Coleoptera; Chrysomelidae. The record is from the annotation of a GenBank genome assembly.